Chlamydomonas reinhardtii is the source of this 4713-nucleotide messenger RNA. RefSeq lists its product as uncharacterized. Lineage: Eukaryota; Viridiplantae; Chlorophyta; Chlorophyceae; Chlamydomonadales; Chlamydomonadaceae. The record is from RefSeq and is a predicted model, not a curated record. The transcript has 7 exons. The coding region runs from base 408 to 3983 and encodes 1191 amino acids.
GGCUAAGUCAUAAGCGACGCGAGGCAACCAACUUAGCAAGGCGUAUCAGCGUGCAGUAAGUGCAAAUUUCGGUAUCCAUAAACUGCCUCGUCUAUAGAUUUUAUGACAUCAAGAUGCAGCGCUCGACUGGGGUUGCCAGUUAACCCAAUCUGCAACUUCCCGCCAAGACUCAAGAGUGGUGCAUUGUUGCUUGCACGCCCUGCCUUGCAUAUCGAGUGCAUUUGACACACAACUUAUAUGUAAAAUUUCUAAUGGAUGAAUCAGACGCUCCCGAUGGGUACCUUCCCGGCACCGUUGCCAAGGCUGACAUUGCAGCGGCCCAGCCUGCGCAAGACGCCCUCGCGCCAUGCAAUCAGCCUCAUGAGCAGCUACAGAUGGCCGUGAAAGAGCCAUGUGGAUCAGGAAAGAUGUCGCAUACGCCUGCCGCGACCACGUCCACGUCAACACCCUGUCCUACCGGCACCGCUGCCCCGCCACGCGCGUCGCCGGGGGCGCGGUCGCCCGGCGCUGCAGGGGACGGAAGGCCUGGCUCAGAGCCUCCUGCCGCCCAUCCACCUGCAGCAGACCGCAGCCCCGACCCCGAGGCCGCCGGGGCACCGCCGCCAGCGGCCCCACGCGACCACAGCGCCGGGCCCGAAGCCGUGCCAUCUGCCUCGGCGCGCAAACGUCGUCGGACCAGCGACCCCAGCAAGGCUGACGCCGCCGAUCACAAGGACAAAGGCCGGCCCGCCAAGCUGCGAUGCGCCGCCAUCUCGUCUGACGCCAGGCGUGAUGUGCCAUCAGGCGGACCUUCAUCAGGACUUGAAGGCACAGUUGCUGCUGUGAGCCUGGCAUGUGGCAGUGCAGGGGAACCACUGGCACAGGUGCGGCCAGGAAAGGGCCGUGGGCGGGGCAGCAGUGGAGGCGGCUGGCAGCCUGUGAACGGUUCAGGGGCGGCGGCAAGGCUGGCGGCAGGGGCGGCAGCAGGCGCGGCGGCGGAGGGGCGGCAGGCGGGCGCCAGCAGCGCGUCAGGCAGCGCUGCUGGGGGCGCUGCAGCUGCAGAGAGGGCGCCUGCAGGCGUGGCAGCCACAGAGGCAGAAUUCCGAAGCGAUGCAACAGAACCAGGGGCUCCUGCUGCUGCAAUCGAGGCGGCGGCAGGGGCGCCGGCACCAGCCAAGGCGGGGGCACCGGCACCAGCCAAGGCAGGGGCACCAGCGUCAGCCAAGGCGGGGGCACCAGCGUCAGCCAAGGCGGGGGCACCGGCGUCAGCCAGGGCAGGGGCACCGGCGUCAGCCAGGGCAGGGGCGCGGGCGUCAGCCAGGGCAGGGGCGCGGGCGGCGGGGCCGCGGCGGGCUGAGGCGCGGGUGCGGCCAGCUGCAGCGGGCGGCAGCGCCGGUGUGGCUGCAGGCACAAGCACUGCUGGUGGCACGCAGGCGACUGCGCCUUCCGCAUCAGGUGGCAGCACCACGAGCACGUCCUCAUCCGGCGCCACCACCACUACCACUGCCAUCACCACUGCAACCGCAACCGCAACCACAACCGCAACCGCCGCCACCCAGGCAACCGCGGCUACGCAGCCGGCCACCCCACACGGGCGGCCCAUGCUGCUGGGGCCGCUGCUGGAGCCCGUGCCGGAUGGAGAGCGGCUGGACCUGGGGCCGUACCGCAUUGGCGAGCGCUUCAUCAUGAACCCUCAGCUGGGCGAGACCCACGGGCCGCUGCGGGUGCUGCACGUGGGCACCGUGCUGACGGAGAAGGCCAUUCUGAAGCACGUUCCCCAUGACUUCCGGUACAGUGACAUGAGCAACCGCUUCAUACCGAGCCUGGCCGAGGAGGACACGUGCCUCAUGCCGCCGCCACCGCCACAGUCUGGUGGCGGCGAAGAGGCUGCAGCCUACUCCAUGCUGCGUGCGGAGUACGACAAGGUGGUGACGGUGGUGACCAAGAUAACCGGAACGCACAGCCGUAGGGGCGACGCACGCCUGCUGACUCCCCUGGUUGGCGUGGGCUUCAUCGAGGUCUGCGGAGUGUGCCCGAGCAUGCCCACACACGAGGACAUCAUCCGGGCGGCUCCGGUGUUCCUGGAUGUGCUGCGCCGCUACAUCAAACGCGUGUCGGACAGGAUCGGCUGCAGCUGCGGCAAGUGCGGUGCGCCAGCUGUCAUUGAGUUCGACAGCAAGACGCCCGCCGCGGCGCUGCUGUACCUCACCAGCACGACCAUCAAGCCCAACCAGACCAUCAACACCAGCAAGGUUAAGUACGGCCUGUGGCCGCGGGAGCAGCUGCCGGCGGCGCUGCGAGACAUCCUGCCGACCAGCACGCAGGUGUGGGUGCUCACGUCCAGCUCCGGCGCGCUGCCGAGCUCCGACAAGCCCGACCGCAGGAAGCACGUCAUUUCUAUCGAGGAGCGGAGGGCGCCGUGGCGGGGGCGCGCCGCGAGCUUGGCGCAAGUGCCCUGGCCACGAAACGUGCAGCCCACGUGCGUGCCGGCGACGGCCCAAUCCGCUGCCAGCAUGGCCGCCAUCCCUGCCGCUGGUGGUGGCGCUGGUGGCAGCGCUGCUGGUGCCGCUGGGGCUGGCGGCGCUGUGGAGCGGGAGGUGGCGGCUCCCGCAGCUGGGGCUGCCACGGGCGCGGCGGGCGCGGCAGGCAGCAGCGUGCCUGCGGCAGCGGCAAGCGGCGGUGCAGGCGCCGCUGCACCUGCUGGGCGCGCGAAUGCAGGGGCAGCAGAGUCCGCGGCGGCGGCUACCUCGGCCGUGCGCCGGCGGGAGGCCGCAGCCGGUGUGGGCCGCAGCCGUGGAAAGCGCCGGGUUGGGACGGAGGAGGGCGAGGGGGAGGCGGCAGAAGGAGCAGCAGGCGCAACAGCGCCCGGCGGUAGCGGCGGGCAGCGCGAAGGAGCCGCCUCCGAAGGCGCGGCAGCAGCUGCGAAGCCAGCGGCGAGGCAGAAGCGGAAAGCCGCAGCGCCUGCGCGCUUACCCCCUUUUGAUGCACGCGAAGACGCGGCUGGUGCGGCUGGAGCAGCUGAGGGAAUGAGGGGAGACUCCGGGUCAGGGGGUGACGCCGCGCCACGUGAGACCGCAACAGGGGAGCCGCCAUCCACCGCCGCCGCUCGCACACGCAGGCGCACGUCCUCAGCUGCAGGGGAGGUGCAGGCGGCGCAAGCGGCGGCACGUGUCGUCGCAACGGCGCCGGAAGCGGCGGCGGUCGCGGCCGCCGGCACCCUUGUCAAGCAGGAGCACACUUUGCAGCAGCAGCUGCAGCAGCAGCUGCUGCAGCCAACAGGGCCGGCGGCGGCUGCAGCAGCGGCGGAAGAGCAGGGUGGGCCCGGCGCAGCAACUGGCAGCGCUGCACCUGUCGCUGCCCAGCUGCUGGGCCAGCAGGCUUUGUUGCAGGGUGCCGCGGUGGCAUCAGAUUGCCCGCAGCAAGUGGAGGUGUUUGCGGCUGGGGAGCGAGCGGGUUGGGAGGCUGCCCUUGCAGCCGUGAUGGCGGCGGCAGAAGUGGCGGAGGUUGCGUUGGGUGCAGAGCGCGGGAGGCUGGCAGCGGCCGAGUCGGAGCUAGCUGCUGCGGCGGCGGCUGCGCAGCGCGCUGGCGAGACAGCGGCGGCCCAGCGGCAGGUGGUGGCGGCGGCGGCGCAGCCAGAGGUGUCAGGGGCCGGGGGUCAGAGCUGUGCGUCAGCUGCUCUGCACGCACUGCAGGCGGCGCGGACAGCUUGUGAUGCCGCAGCGUCGGAGGCGGCUGCGCGGGAGCAGGCUGCAAGGGAGGCAGUGGCGGAGGCACGUGCGGCCGUGGAGAGUGCGCGCGGCAAGGCCGCUGGGCUGGCGGCUAGUGCCGCUGCCCUCCGGCCGCUUACUUCGGGCGCGGGGGUUACAGGCAUAGAUGCGGAUGGGGUGGCGGAGGGCGCCGCGGCGCCUGAUCAGCGGGGGGGCCCGGGGCCGGCUGGUGCGGGGGCCGGGGCGGUGGCUGUUGUGGCGUCUGCGGCUGAUGUGGUUGAUCUGACUGAUGACUGAUGGCUUGCAUAGAUUUCAUCUGUGUCAUGAUGCUAAGCGCUUGCGGAACACACACGUUAUUGGUAGUUGCAUCUCGUGUUUGUCUUUACGCAGAUGGUUGCAUUGAGGUUCUCCCCAUGAUCGUGUCGUGUGCUCAAGGGUGUGGCGCAGUAUUGGCAGGGGAGGCUUUUCAUGCUCAUGGCUUUUGAGUGAUUACCGCACCGUUCAUGCCGUUCAUGUUUUUUUGUUGACUGCAGCGUUACCGGCUUACCGCCCGCACCCCGCCACUGUGCGCAACACUUCCAAUCAUCUUGGAACCCUACGAAGUCUGCAGGCGGAUGGGUGACAGGAGGCUCCGAGCCAGGCCCCGCGUCCCCUGAAGCGCCGGGCGACAACGCAUCCGGUGACGCGCGUGGAGGAGCAGCGGUGCCGGUAGGACAGGGUGUUGAUGUGGACGCGGUCGCGGUAGGCGUAUGCGACAUCUUUCCUGAUCCACAUGGCUCUUUCAAGGCCACCUGCAGCUGCUUAUGAGGCUGAUUGCACGGCGCGAGGGCGUCUCGCGAAGGCUGGACCGCUGCAAUGUCAGCCUUGGCCCCGCCCCGCUGCCGGGAAGGCAUCCGUCGGGAGCGCCCAUCGACAUGCAUAAAUAUGAAGUGUGUGUUGAACACACGCGACAUGCAAGGCAGUGCGUGCAAGCAACAAUGCACCACCUUGGCGGGAAGUUGCAGAUCGGGUUAACUGGCGACCCGAG